Linum tenue is the source of this 1908-nucleotide messenger RNA. The record is from the annotation of a GenBank genome assembly. Lineage: Eukaryota; Viridiplantae; Streptophyta; Magnoliopsida; Malpighiales; Linaceae.
AUUCAUUUUCUCUAGUCUCUACCUUCAAUUCUGCAAAUUCGCCGAGAAUCGGUCCUUUCUCAUCGGCGAGACGUCACGUUCUUAUCUUCCUCCCUGAAACUAGCGGACGCCGGCGCCGCCGCCGCCGCAAUCGCUAGCGUCGUGCUAGAAGGAACUACUGGUGAUAUCAACGCGAAGGAAUCUGGCUAGCUAGGAUGAGGGGUGCAGACAGAAUCAGUGGGUUGCCAGGCAGUGUUAUGGAGCACAUUCUGACGUUCUUGCCGCUACGAGAAGCAGCAAGGACGAGUGUUCUGUCGAGGGAAUGGAGGAACAGAUGGGUAGAUAUGCCCGCCCUUGCUUUCGACGACAAGUUUGGUAAGGUAAUGGAACCAGUCGCGGGUGGUACUUCGCCUGAACUAGCAUCAGCAACCAACUGCAAACUUAUGUUGGAUGUUUUCGAGGUUCUGUCGCGCCACAGUGGUCACAUAAAGGAGUUCUCCCUCUCGAUUCCUGGACUAAGAAGCUCGUUUCGCGACCAUCGGAUCGACACAAUCAUCAACUUUCUAGACAACCGACACGUUGAGUCGCUGGCCAUUGGGAUCAAGGACUACGUGCUGCCGAGGCUUGUUUACUCCUUCACCCGACUCAGGAAGUUGAAGCUGUGUGGUUGCAAGCUCACAUCCUCCAACGUCGCGUUUGACAGCGCUGCGUUUGCUGAGCUCGAUGUUCUCGAGCUUAGAGAUUUAGCAGUACCACAGGUUGGUGAUGCUUGUUUCAGCUUUAACUGCCCAUUGCUCUCUGCAUUGGCCAUGGAAGGUUGCGGCCAUCGUAUCAACAAUAUUAGGAUUGUCAUUGAGGCUCCUAAACUCGAAUAUUUCCGUCUCGUGGGGAACUUUAGUUUGCUGGAGUUCAAGCAUACUCCACUUCUCAAAAUCGUAGAUGUUCAUCGAGAUUUCAGCAUCAAUAUACCGGACAAAGGGUACUCAAACUUAUUGAAUUUUAUAGCCGGUCUUCCAGCGGUGGAGCAGCUAUCCAUCUCUGGCCAUAUCUAUUGGGUGCUUCAGUACUUGAUGAUCGGAGCUAUAUAUGCAAUUAAGUCUUCCGGGACGGUGAGGCUCCUUAACCUUAAGCAUCUCAGACUGAAUGCAGAGCCUCUCGGCUCACCGCUUCCAGCCUAUGUGUGGUGUGCUAUUAGCUUGAUGAACACUUCCACUGGCUUGUCUGAACUAACCAUCGGGGUAAGCACUGUAGAUCUCUUUCUCGCCCCGCCUCAUAUCAGUUUCGAGAGUAUGGUCAUGUUUAGUUUACGGGUUAUAAUGAUCGAAUCUCACAAGCCAUUCUAGUUCUGAUCUAUGUCAACAUAGCGAAGUUGAUGUGUAAACACACGAGACGUGUUUCCUUGCUACUUUCAUCCAAGUUAUCAUAUGUUUGAAUGUUUUCAGAUUGUGGAGCGAUACGAAUCUAAUAAAGAAGAACAGAGUAUGAAGUAUUUAAGUUAUAUGAGGAGCAGGCUGAAACUCAAGCGAGUGCAGGUGAAUCAAUUUCGCGGUACAAGGUUGGAAAUGACUGUCGUACAAUCGUUAUUGGCCAAAUUACCGGCACUUGAUAUGAUGCAAAUCGAGUUUUCAGACUGCUGUGGAGUUGAAGAUCAACGGUCCAUUUUUAAUAAACUGUUGGAAUUAACACGAGCCUCGACAACUGCCCAAAUCAGGAUCAAGUAACUUGUGGGUAUAGCCAGUAAACUGCCAUCGUGUAUGCCUACUCGUCAGCAGAUAAUGUUUAUGAAAAGAGUGACAAUGGGUGAUGUGAAACUUGGCAUUGCCAGCCUCCUUUACAUUUGUUACUAUGCAUUUCCUAUAUGCCGCAAAAACUAUAAGCAAAUUCCCUACAUGAACAACUCGAAGAUAUAAGUUAUAAGCACGCGCACCG